Molecule: messenger RNA, 2788 nt
Organism: Mustela erminea (ermine)
Lineage: Eukaryota; Metazoa; Chordata; Mammalia; Carnivora; Mustelidae
Gene: TOP6BL
Product: chromosome 9 C11orf80 homolog
Exons: 16
Coding region: 776-2737 (653 amino acids)
Biological process (GO): reciprocal meiotic recombination; meiotic DNA double-strand break formation
Source: RefSeq, a predicted model, not a curated record
UGAUUCAGUAGAUCUGGGGUGAGGCCCAGGAGCCUGCUUUUCCUCCUUGUUCCCAGAGGACACUAAAGACCUGAUUUGAGGGUACCGUUGUCCAAAGAUGAGGAGCGAUAGAAUUGGCUAGGGGAGCUAUGAGGACCGAAGAGACACCAAGUUUCAGGGGUGAGGGUGAUCCGAGGUUAACUUCUGGGUGGGUUCAGGCUCUAUCCAAUGCUAAACUCAAAAUGUAACUUCUCUGAGAAACUUCAAGACCCACAAAGAACCAGAAGCGUCAGGCGAUGAGAGAGGAAAUGAAGACAGAGUGAACUCUGGAUCUAAUGAAACAAAUAGAGCGGAGGCCCUGACACAGGCGAAUCACAGAUGUGCGGAAGAAGGGCGAGAUGGCUGGAGAUGCUAUGGGGGGGGGGGGGGGAGUAGAGUUGACCAAAUGACAGCAGGGUGAGUAACAGAUGAGAAGAAAUGGGGACCUUGGCCAAAUAAAAAUCUUAGACUCAAAGUCUGAGUGGACCGGCAGAGACAUAAAAGGAAAAAGGGAUUACAAAUAAACUCAGGGCUCCUAGGAGGGCCAAAGAAAACGCACUCAGGGCAAUCAGAGACCCUUGCAGAAAAAAACAUCCUAACCCAUUUCCCUCAAGGCUGUAUUCCUGGUGAAACGCAGGGACUCUCCUCCACGGAACUUAAGGACCAGGCUGAAGAGUGGCACUGAAUUGUUGUUUGAUCCUCUCUGGAAUCCUCCACUCAAGGCAGAAUUAUUCAGACUAAUUUUCACUCCCUUGCUAUGCCCCUCCCCCAAGCCUGCACCGGCUGGGUUACAUCAGUUUCUCCAAGGGACAAAUCUAAGAUCCAUAAUAACUUUUUCCUCUCUAAACCUUUCCUCUUCCGAAUUGACCAAGAGCUUGGUCCAGCACCCGACGCAUAUUUGGAACUCACUCUGCCCCUUUCACCUUCAAGGAAAACUGGUUCGUGGAUACCCUGCCUGUGCCUGCCUGAACCGACCGGCUCGCCAGCGCUGGAACCGUGGCGGCGGCUCGAGGGAGAGGAGGAGGGCGGCGGAGAAGCAACCCGCGGAGACAACAUGCAGCAGAUUUUGAAAUAUUUAAUAAUUCACUGGAAGUGUGAAACAGCAGGAACAUCAAAGAGAGCAUUGCUAGAAGGACAGCUAGUGAUUUCCAUGGAAGCAUUAAAUUCUAAGCACCAAGCAAAUACUCUUCAUUGUGUAACAACUAUUGCUUCUGCAGGAAGCAUUUACGGUGGUUUGGUUCUCAAGAAGUUCCUAAAAGAAAUACAAUCUCUACUGCCUGGAUUCUCUGCAAAACUGAAUUGGACUUCAGAGGAAGCCAGCUAUUCUCAGGACAUAACAGGGGUAACACCCUUCCAGAUGAUUUUUGAGGUUGAUGAAAAGCCCAGAACUCUGAUGACCGAUAGUCUGGUGAUAAAGAAUUUUUUACAUAAAAUUGUCACGGUACACCCUAAGAUUAAAUUUAAUUUCAGUGUAAAGGUGAAUGGAGUCCUUUCCGUGGAAGUCUUUGGGACAAAGAAUGAACCCACUUUGAACCUGUCGAAUGGAAUUGCUCUUGUUAUAAGCUGUCAUCAUUAUGUGAGUAAACCAAAAUUUGCUACAGCUGAAUUACUCUGCAGCAGAAUCCAUCCUGUCCUAGGACAUCCAGUAAUGCUUUUCAUCCCUGAUGACAUGGCUGGCAUGGGCUUGCUGGGAGAGCUGACACUGACUCCAGCCGCUGCUCUGUGUCCCUGCCCAGAGGUCUUUCCCAACCAGCUGAAUAGGAUUUCUUCGGUUUCCAUAUUUCUCUAUGGACCAUCAGGUCUGCCUCUGAUAUUGCCAGGUCAGGAGCAGCCAACUACUACUGUCUUCAAAGAUACCUCUUAUUUCAUUGAUUGGAAGAAAUACCACUUGUGUAUGGUGCCCAGUUUGGAUCUCAAUUUGGAUAGAGAUUUGGUGCUUCCAGAUGUGAGUUAUCAGGUGGAAUCCAGUGUGGGAGAUCAGUCUCAGAAUAUGGACUCCCAGGGACAAACGCUGCUGCUUUUUCUCUUUGUGGAUUUUCACAGCGGAUUUCCAGUCCAGCAAACAGAACUGUGGAGAGUCCACACUUUGCUCACCACUCAUCUCAGUGCCAUCCUCAUGGAGAGCCACAGCGCAGUGCAAGAUUCCAUCCAAGUUGCCAUGGACCAGGCCUUGGAGCAGCAUCACCAGGCUACCAAGGAUCUUCAGAAAUUUCAGGCCUCACUCUCAGUGGCUGUGAAUUCCAUCAUGAGUAUCGUGACUGGAAGCACCAGCAACAGCUUCAGAAAGAUCUGUCUCCAGGCCCUUCAAGCAGUUGACACUCAAGAAUUUGGGACCAAACUGCACAAAUCAUUUCAUGACAUCACCCGGCACCGAUCUCUUCCCUACUGCUCAUGUGAGACGAAGCAGCAGCUGCUCCCAGAGGAAAAUGCGGAGGAGAACACAGAGGACGCACAGGAGAACAGCCUGGAGCUCCUUGCAGGGACCAGCGGGCAAGUGGAAAACAAGAGGCUCCAGCAGGGCCUGGAGGAGACACGGGCCUUCCUCUCUGCCAGGGGCCCGAGCCAGUCAGAGGCCGCCGCGUGCCGCACGAAGCCCACAGCGGCCUCCCUGACGCCUAGCGGGAGCAGGGCGAGCCCCGGGGGCGACCUGGAGGACUCGCUCUGGCAGCGGGAGGUCUCCAAUCUGUCUGAGUGGCUGAAUCCCGGCCCUGAGCCCUAAGCUGGGUGCCUCCCCCCGCCCAACUCCCCUGCACUUCCACGCCUACCCGCC